Messenger RNA from Exophiala dermatitidis NIH/UT8656, 1210 nucleotides. RefSeq names its product phosphoglycolate phosphatase. Lineage: Eukaryota; Fungi; Ascomycota; Eurotiomycetes; Chaetothyriales; Herpotrichiellaceae. The record is from RefSeq and is a predicted model, not a curated record. The transcript has 2 exons. Bases 211 to 957 code for a protein of 248 amino acids.
CCUUCCCCGGGUUUCUGCCCAACUUAUUUAGCUAACUUGUUUCUUUCUCCCGGUUUGAUCUUCGUCUCUUUUGGUCUCCAUCCCACCGCUUGCUUGCUUGUCAACAACUCCGUCUCUUUUCACUCUUACCACUUCUUCUUCGUCGCGACACAGCUAUAGAUUUCUAUCUACGUCUGUCUCUUCUCGUUCUUCAAGAACACAGUCGUCAAUAUGCCGAAAGUCAAGUACGUCCUCCUCGACUGCGACAACACUCUCGUUCUCUCUGAGCGUCUCGCCUUUGAAGCCUGCGCCGAUCUCACCAACGAAGUCCUGGAGAAACAUGGCGUCCCCGAGCGUUACACCGUCGAUUCUCUGCUGGAAGACUUCGUCGGCCAGAACUUCCGUGGCAUGCUAGUCGGACUGCAAAAGAAACACAACUUCCAGUUGUCCCAAGAAGAAAUGGAGGAAUAUGUCGGUCGUGAGCUCAACGCCGUCAUUGCCAAACUGUCUGCCAAGGCUGAGCCUUGCCCCGGUGUACCUGAGCAGUUGGAACGCUUGAAGAAGGAGGGUUACCCCAUGGCUGUCGUCAGCACCUCUGCCAAGCCCCGUGUCGUUGCCUCGCUGAAGAAGGUUGGUAUCGACAAGUACUUCCCGGACGAGCAUGUCUACAGCGCUGCGACCUCUCUCAACCCGCCAUCCAGCAAACCCGACCCAAAGAUCUACUUGUAUGCCUGCGAACAACUGGGUGUCAAGCCGGAGGAAUGCAUCACCGUCGAAGACAGCAAGAGUGGUGCCACCGCUGCCAUGCGGGCUGGUAUCCCUCUGAUCGCAUAUGUCGGCGUCUACGGAGUUGAGGAAGGAAAGGAGAAGAUGGAGCAGAUGGCCAAGCUGCUGACCGAGCAAUGCAAUGCUGCCGCUGUCAUGUAUGACUGGAACGAAUUCCCGGACAUUCUGAAGAAGCUCGAGUCUAAGCUUUAGAAUGAUGAACCGUGACGAACGGCGGCUUCGGUUGACGACGCACAUGACCGUGCUGAUGCGAUGGUGCUUGCAAGCCUUCAGAGAGGUACUGCCUGCAAGCCGAAAUGAGACCCAGAACAAUCAUUAGGUGGCAUGGUCUCUGUUCCAUGCCAAUGAGCUAGAUUCAACACCUCAAAAGGUGUUGUUACCACCAUGAGUUGAAAUAGAACUUUCCGACUCAAAAAGAGCCCUGUUCUAGGGCGUUGCAUUGCUG